AUCACAUCAUGCAAAUAUCUAUCUUGAGCAAUAUUCAUAUUCUUCCAACGACAAUACUUGUGCAUUCACGUAACACGCACCCGUCACCUUAUGCGCCCGACGUAUUCAGGCACUUGUCAAAAUAUCUGUGGUUAACACGUUCUAGCGUCUGAUACUUGCUGUUUACCUCAAAUUGGGAAAUUCAUCAAGUCGCAUUUAUUUCUCCACUUAUUCCGUUGCUAAGGGCACUCUAAUCCAUAUUGGAUUUCAGCCAUCCUAAGCCAAUUUAUAUCCAGGCACUUUAACUUCUUAAAGACGGUUAACCAAAAUCAACAUGGCAUUCUCCUCGCGCGGUAUUCCCAGCCAUCUACGUCAGGCUUCUACUUCAGGCAAUCCUGGUGCCCAGUCUACGGGCCAAUCACCGGCGCUUGUUGCCCGGGUCAAUGAGAAGAAGGCGGAGCUCGAAAAUCUAAAGGAGCUGCGAGAUCUAAGCGCAGCCGUAGCAAACCAGAUGGAAGCUCUAGAACAGAAGCUUGCUACUCUCUCGGAUGGAACAGAAGCAAUUGCGACGGUAGUGAGUAACUGGCAUAAUGUGCUUCGGGCUAUCAACAUGGCAUCAACAAAAAUACCGACUCCGCGAAACGUAGAAGAUGAGGGUGAAACGAAGACUCAAGACACUCUUCCUUUACCUCAGACUCUAGUUCGAAUACCAACAGAGCAUGCACCAGCCCUGCAGGCCCAAGCAGAGGCCAUUGCAGAGAACGAGAACAACUCAUCAUCUCUCUCUUAAGACUGGGAUCCAAAGAUCUUUACUACCUAUGCACUGGGUUAUAGAGAUCUAGUCUUAAGAGGGGGUCAGAUCUCAUGCGCCCGUGCUCACUCACUAUCUAUACUAGUGAUAACCGCUACCCAGCCAAUUCUUUUCUAUAAGGCUAUUAGACAUUACUGUGGGAUUGGGGAAGAUCGAUCACGGUGUCAUAGGCUUAUGAUUCACAAUCGAUGCAGGGGGUGUCUUUCACGGAUUGAAGUGGGGAAAGUUCGCGUCUAGAUUCGCGUCAGAUCGCGUUACUAGAGCCAUUGCCUCGGGAAAAAGAUCUGACGUACUACGUACAUGUAUCCAGGGGAAAGCUACACUCGAGAAAGUCAAUAGCACUAGCUCGAGUUAAGCGAUCAAUUCAUACCGCGCAUUACGCAACGAAGUUUCCAACAAAAUUUAACUCUGAGGACCAAAGUGCAGGUGCUGCCAAGUCCGGUUGUGAAUCCUACUAAUAGAAAUAUUGACGAUCAAAUCCGCCUAAAUGAAACCCGUCUCUUCUACAACAUUCAUCAUUCACCAGGCAUCAUAAGAGUUCAACCCGCACAUCAUC
Annulohypoxylon truncatum is the source of this 1346-nucleotide messenger RNA. RefSeq names its product DASH complex subunit Dad2-domain-containing protein. The record is from RefSeq and is a predicted model, not a curated record. Lineage: Eukaryota; Fungi; Ascomycota; Sordariomycetes; Xylariales; Hypoxylaceae. The transcript has 4 exons. Gene Ontology annotation, cellular component: mitotic spindle pole body; mitotic spindle midzone; DASH complex. Gene Ontology annotation, biological process: attachment of spindle microtubules to kinetochore; mitotic cell cycle. The coding region runs from base 314 to 769 and encodes 151 amino acids.